Helianthus annuus (common sunflower) is the source of this 1393-nucleotide messenger RNA. RefSeq names its product receptor protein kinase TMK1. Gene Ontology annotation, molecular function: protein kinase activity; ATP binding. The record is from RefSeq and is a predicted model, not a curated record. Gene Ontology annotation, biological process: protein phosphorylation. NCBI's taxonomy places the organism in Eukaryota, Viridiplantae, Streptophyta, Magnoliopsida, Asterales, Asteraceae. The transcript has 2 exons. Bases 42 to 1382 code for a protein of 446 amino acids.
UAAGCGCAGAGAAAACCCUUUAUUCAAGGUGAUCUUCGACAAUGGCGAAGAAUGUACACUUUCUUCUGUUCCUCGUCUCUCUCGUUUCUGUAAAAACAAUGGUUUACGCUCGUCCUCAACCCACCUCUAGUUUGAUAGACAUUAAUCUUAGCGUUGCUCCGUCUGCUGCUGCGGUUGCUACCGGUGGUGGUUGGAAGUGGUCUACCAUGGCAGAAUUAGUUGGUGGUGUGUUCGUGGUGUUUUUGAUGUGUUUAGUAGGUGUUUGUGUGUACCAACUUAAACGUAAGUGUUCUACGUUGAUUCAUCCCUCCCAUUCGGAUUCAUGUAAAGAACUUAAGAUUAAGAUCGAUGGUUUUGGUGGACUCGAUGAAACCUUAACCCAUGAGGGCAAUAUGGUAAUUUCAAUCCACGAUUUGAAAAAGGCCACCAACAACUUCAGCCAAGAUAAUAUACUUGGUAGAGGAGGCUCCGCCACUGUUUACAAGGGAGACUUAAAAGAUGGAACAAAGGUUGCGGUUAAGCGGACCGAAUGGAUUGAUAAGGGUGGUCUUGAUGGGUUUAAAUCCGAGGUUUCUGUUCUGACCAAGGUUAGACAUCGCCAUCUGGUGGCGCUUCGAGCCUACUCUUUUGAUGCAAACGAGAUGCUUCUUGUGUACGAGUAUAUGCCUCAAGGGACGCUUGCUCGGUUUUUAUUUGACUGGAAAAAACAUGGUUUGAAACCGCUCGAAUGGAGACAAAGAUUGAUGAUUGCUUUAGAUGUUGCUAGAGGUGUCGAGUAUCUGCAUUGUUUAGCACAACAAAGUUUUAUUCAUAGAGAUCUUAAGCCAUGCAAUAUCCUACUUGGUGAUGAUAUGAGGGCCAAGGUUGCAGACUUUGGACUUGCUCGACCCGCACCACAUGGGGAAGAUUCGUUCGUGACACAGGUAGCCGGAACUUUUGGGUAUUUCGCUCCCGAAUAUGCAGAGAUGGGCGAGGUAUCGACCAAAAUUGACGUGUACAGUUUUGGGGUAAUCCUAAUGGUGCUGAUAACGGGCAGGAGGGCACGAGGCACAACACAGCAAGAGGAAAGUGUGCCAUUGGCGAAAUGGUUCCAGCAAAUGUACAAAGAUGAAGUUAGCUUCCGAAAGGCAAUUGAUCCGACCGUUGAUCUUGAUGAAGAAACUCUAGCCAGUGUGAGCGCAGUGGCAGAACUAGCUGCUCAUUGUUGUGCUUUUAAACCACACAAGAGGCCUAACCUGAGCCAAGUAGUCAAUGUUCUCUCGUAUCUAGCCGAGCCUUGGAACCCAUCUGAACCGGAAACCGAACUUGAAGGUCUUGACAUAGACAUUAACACUGAUAAUGACAUUGACACUGGCUCCUUUAGUUCACUAGAUGGACGAUGACCAUCUACAAG